UAACGGAUAGCAUAUACUGUGUAAUGUAUUGCACACUGAUAAGCUUGAAUAUAUUAACCCACUGCUAAAGCGCCGAACAUGUGAUAUGUCGGCAGCGGAUCUUAUCUUUCAACUUACAGUCACAGAUGAUCACGGAAAGUAUAUAUAUUAUUGCAAUCCACUACCCCAAGCAUAUAUCAGACACUGUUAAUAGCCUAGGUAAGAAUAGGACCUAACCAAUAACCGAUCACCUUGGCGCGCCUUACUAAUCGCUACUGAGUGGGCGUAAACAAAUCAAGGGCGGAAAGAAAGGACUACGCAAGGAGCGAAAUAGUACCCCAAAAAAAGAAGUAAAAAACAUCUACUAAGCUACCAUAUCGAGACAAUUGCAGCCCUUCCUAAAUCCAAAAAAACGACAAGUAGUAUCUCCGGAUAGAAGGAAGGGGAACCUCAGCGGGAGUCGAAUCGAUCCUCCCGCCUUCCUCCGCGGUCCGACUCGGAGCUAGUCUCGAUUUCCCCGCAUUUCGCAGCCUUCUCCAACUUGGGGUCAGGACUCAACAGGGCGGUUGUGCCAACUUACUCUUGUUUCCUCGAGGGGUUAUCUAUAAUUACUGGUUCUUGGUUGAAUACUUCCUGCAUAUCUUGUGACCAACCAAUCUAAAUUAGCCCGUUUAGUUCAUAGAAGAGUCGUCAUACUUAUUGCCGAGGUCAAAUCAUGUCAGGUGCCGUAUCAAGGUUGUCAGGACUCUUGGGUCAUUUUGUCCCUGGCGCAGAGCAACGGGUGAAUUUCCAUACGCUGUCGCCGACGUUCUUCUUGCCUAGGGCGGCGGCUAUUGAGCCUGAGGCCGAGGCGAUUCAUCACGUUACUGUGAAUAACCAGGUUUUGAGACGGAGUUAUGCCGAGACGGCGGAUCGUGCAAGGGGUCUUGCUUAUUAUCUGAAGAAGCAUGGGUUUAAGAGAGUCGGUGUUCUGUGCCCUAAUACGCCUGCGUUUUUGGAGUCGAUCUUUGGGAUUGCGGCUGCUGGAGCGGUGAAUGUUGCUGUAAAUUAUCGGUUGAAGGAGGACGAUAUCGCUUACAUAUUUACGCACUCUGAUGUUGAGGCUGUCAUUGUUGAUCAGGAGUUCCUGUCGCUUCUGCAGAGUUAUCGUGCUUCAAAGCCCAGUAUCCCUAUCAUUGUCGAUACGGACACGGAUGCUACCGAGGGUCAAUUAUCCGGUCCCUUUGAUGAGGCGGUUUUGGAAGGCCUGAGUUAUGACUCGGAUACCGGGGCCAAAGGUUGGCCUGGGCUCGAGGCCCAGGCUGCUUCCGAAGACGACGUUAUCGCCCUUGCUUAUACCAGCGGCACGACAGCUCGGCCGAAGGGUGUCGAGUAUACCCAUCGUAGCUGUUAUCUUGCUGCGAUAGGCAAUGUGAUUGAGUCUGGGCUCAAUUCGCACCGUGGUCGGUGUCGGUAUCUGUGGACUUUGCUUUGUUUAGGGUGGACGUUCCCAUGGGCUGUCACCGCAGUGCGUGGUACCCAUUACUGCUUGCGGAAGAUCGACUACCCGCAGAUCUGGAAUUUACUGAAGCAGGAGCACAUCACGCACUUUAAUGCCGCUCCAACGGUGAAUACCCUGCUCUGCAAUUCUAAGGAGGCAGAGCGACUGCCUGAGCCUGUUCAUGUGACAGUCGCAGCGAGUCCGCCUACGCCUCAUCUCUUUGAGCAAAUGACUAACUUGAACCUACACCCUGUGCAUGUAUAUGGCAUGACGGAGACAUAUGGGCCAAUCACAAAAGGCUACUACCUGCCUGCAUGGGACAACCUGCCGUCAAGUGAAAGGUACAAGAAGAUGGCUAGGCAAGGACAUGGCUUCGUGACCAGUCUACCCGUACGAGUAGUGAAGACGGAUCUUCCCGAGGGAACUAUCGUCGAUGUUAGUCGGGAUGGUAAGGAGAUAGGCGAGAUUGUUUUCGUCGGCAACAUCUGUGCUCGGGGCUACUACAAAGACCCCGACGCUACGCGGAAACUCUUCGCGGGUGGCGUUCUCCACUCCGGAGACUUGGCUGUGUGGCAUGCCGAUGGCUCAAUCCAGAUCCAAGACCGGGCGAAAGACAUCAUUAUCAGUGGCGGAGAGAAUAUCUCAUCAGUGGCGCUGGAGUCUAUGUUGGUUACCCACCCAGACAUUCUCGAGGCGGGAGUUGUAGCCGUUCCCGACAGCCACUGGGGAGAACGACCAAAGGCAUAUGUGACGGUUAAGUCAGGGAAAUCAUUGACUGGUUCAGAGGUGAUCGAUUGGGCCCGAAAUGCCAGCGAUAUCAGCAAGUUCAUGAUUCCCCGGGAGGUUGAAGUCGUGGCGGAACUGCCCAAGACUAGUACCGGGAAAGUGAGAAAGAAUAUCCUCCGUGACUGGGCUAAAGGCGCCAACCGAUCAUGAAUGCAUUGUUUGAAAUGGAAAUAAAUAUGCAUAGACAAUCUAGACAAUAUACAUCAAAUUUUCUGAGAUUGGGUUGCACCAGCAUAGGCUGACAUUAUAAUUUAUCUCUGUUGGUUCCCAAUCAACAUACUUUAAUGUCUUGCCGAUAGUUUUACCGCCAUGCCAAUAGGUCCCAUUUUCGGAAGGGGGGCACUAGACCCGACCUUGCCUGAUCAGAUCCUCAUUUGGGUUGAAAAAGGGAUGAUAUAUAUUCAAUACUAGCAGUAGUUCAAUACGAUAGUAUUCUAUAUUUGGUAGAUAGUUGUUGAACAAGUGGACAGAUCCGGGUGUCUGGUGACACGCUAUAGAGGGGGUAGCAAUGCGAG
Molecule: messenger RNA, 2760 nt
Organism: Aspergillus pseudonomiae
Lineage: Eukaryota; Fungi; Ascomycota; Eurotiomycetes; Eurotiales; Aspergillaceae
Product: putative AMP-binding domain protein
Exons: 6
Coding region: 695-2395 (566 amino acids)
Source: RefSeq, a predicted model, not a curated record